AUGGGCGAGAAGCAAAAUGUGGUGGUGGCGGCCGAGAAUCUAAAACGAUUCACAUUCGUCGCCAUCACAAUUUCUACUAUCGCCUUUUUUACUGCCAUUAUUGCUAUUCCUAUGCUAUGCAUUUACAUGCAGAACGUCAAUUCUGAAGUUCAGGAUGAGCUGCUUUACUGCCGAACAAAAGCCAAUGGACUUAGAGGAGAAUACACUAAACUGUCAUCUACACGCUCGCAUCGUGAAAAGCGUCAAGAAGCAGUGCAACUACCAGAGCUAUGCUGUUCUUGCGGCAUCGGCUCUCCAGGGCCCGUAGGACCUCCUGGGGAAGAAGGUGAUCCAGGCCAAGAUGGCCGUCCUGGGCAGCCUGGUGCACCUGGAGCUGACGCGCCGAGCGAGACUACGCUCCCGACUGCUGCCGAUUUUUGCUUCGAUUGUCUUCCAUCACCUCCUGGAAUGCCAGGUAUUCCUGGACAAAUGGGCCCUAUCGGUCCACCAGGAUCGAUUGGAGAGAUUGGUAGCAGAGGAUCUCCAGGGAACCGAGGACCUCGUGGUCCACCGGGUCCACCAGGAAGAGCUGGUGAAAGUGGUAAGCAAGGCUUACCUGGCAUGCGCGGUGCUGUGCGAAUGCUUCCAUCUCCACCCGGAACUCCUGGAUCAGAGGGAGAGCGUGGACCACAAGGACCACCUGGCCCUGAUGGAAAUCGCGGUCACGAUGGAAUGCCUGGAAUGAUGGGACCAAUGGGAGAUAAUGGUGCGGAUGGUGAACCAGGAAAAGAUGGUGAAGAUGGUGAACCCGGAGAACCAGGGCAAGACGGUCUUAAAGGGUCAUGUGAUCACUGUCCUCUCCCUCGUACACCGCCUGGUUACUAG
Messenger RNA from Angiostrongylus costaricensis, 864 nucleotides. NCBI's taxonomy places the organism in Eukaryota, Metazoa, Nematoda, Chromadorea, Rhabditida, Metastrongylidae. The record is from the annotation of a GenBank genome assembly.